AGCCAGGCGCCUUUUAAAGCUAUCCUUUCUGUCAUUUUGCUUUUUAAGAUGAUGUCGUUUUUCGCAGAAAAUUUGAAGGCAUGAGAGAAUUGAGAAAUACAACGAGAGAAGAUGAGGGACAGAGAGGAAUAGAGAGAGGAGGGGAUAGAGAAUGGGAGUAUCAUGGAGUUUGAGGCUUUGGAUUGGUUCUUCUGACGUCUAUUAUAUCUAAAGAGCAAGCUGGGAUAGAUGUGAAAUGGAUUUUUCAGAGUCUACACGAGUUGUCUUCAAUAGAAUUCAGAAACUAGAACCUGAGAAUGUCUCCAAGAUUAUUGGCUACCUUCUACUGCAGGAUCAUGGUGACCGGGAGAUGAUAAGGUUGGCUUUUGGUCCUGAUAAUUUGAUACACUCCUUGAUCAGCAAAGCCAAAUCUGAGCUUGGAUUAUCCCCUAAACCAGUUGCCUCAGCUCCAGUUUCACCUGUUUCCAUGAAUGUGGCACCUGUUACAGAUUUACCCCUACAGUUCACCCCAUUCUCCCCUGCUUCAUCCCGUCCCUUUUCAUCCCCGGCAACCUUUCGGGUCCCAACUCCCUAUUGGGACCCACAGGUUACAACUGAUCAGCAAGCUCUAAAUAGUAUGGAUUUUAUCCCUCCGGCUUACUCAGACUCUCUUUCUGAUGACUAUCGCCUCCACAAUCAAGCCCAGUUCUUGGGUUUGGAAGAUCAACUUGACCCUGUUAACUCCAUUGGCUCAGACUUUUCCAGUAAUUACUACUAUCCAGAUCCUGCAUUGGGCAGUCUAAGUGCAAGAACCAGUAGGAGAUCUCCAAGUCUGCCUGAAUUCCCAGUGAAGGCUUGCCUCUACUUCAACAAGGGUUUCUGUAAGCAUGGAAACAACUGUAGGUACUUCCAUGGUCAACAUGUCGCUGAUAAUUUCUCCCAGAUCUUCAGUGCAAACCCUAAUGAACUCACAAAUGAUGAUCAUAUCUUCUCGCCUGGGUCCCUUGAAAAGCUGGAAGUGGAGCUGACUGAGCUUUUGAGGUCGAGACGAGGGCUCCCUGUCUCGAUAGCCUCUCUGCCCAUGUUGUAUUAUGAAAAGUAUGGGAGGACACUUCAGGCAGAGGGUUACCUAACAGAGAGCCAGAGACAUGGGAAGGCCGGUUUCAGUCUAACAAAACUUCUUGCACGGUUGAAGAAUAGCAUUCGAGUCAUUGACAGACCUCAUGGACAGCACUCGGUAGUUUUGGCGGAAGAUGCUCCUAGAUUCCUUGAAUACAGGAGUGAGAGGAGUGACCCAGGUGUCAUUGUUGCUGGGUCUCGGCAGAUUUAUUUGACUUUUCCUGCAGAGAGCACAUUUACUGAGGAAGACGUCUCCAAUUACUUCAAGAGUUUUGGCCCUGUUCAAGAUGUUAGGAUUCCUUGCCAACAGAAAAGGAUGUUUGGGUUUGUAACUUUUGUCUACCCAGAGACUGUGAAGACGAUUUUGGCAAAGGGCAAUCCCCAUUUUGUCUGUGGGGCUCGUGUUCUGGUGAAACCCUAUAGGGAAAAGUCAAGAAUUAUUGAUAGGAAGUAUACAGAGAAGAUUGAAAUCCCGAUUUACUGUCCUUCUCACUUCCUGGAAAUGGAUCCUGAGCUUCACUCAAUGCCCAGACUCUGCGAUAACUCCCGAAUGCUCAGAAAGCAGAUGAUUGAUGAGCAUGAACAGGCUCUUGAACUUGAGAGAGGGAGACUGUCUGAAUUGCAGUUAGUGCCUAAAGCAUUGUCCCACCAGCCUUAUUUUGGUUUCAUGGAUGACUUGAAGCUCUCAGAAGUUCGUGCAGAUCACAAAGAGUUUGCAUCUACAGACCGUUUUAAUUAUCUGCUGGAUGUUCUGAACAAUGGUUCAACAAGUGAUGACAAAACAAGACACGCAAGCACCAAUUGUAGUGACCAAGAGAGCCAAGGGAUUAAUCUCCCGGAGAGUCCAUUUGCAUCUCCAAUAGCAAGCAGCAUUUCAACAGUCAUAUAGAUUCAGAAACAGAUCAGAAUUAUAGAGGUAGAGUACUGGACUCCAUAGUCUAUUGGUUCAAUUUGAUACAGCAGCUCUUUUUCCCUUUUUUUUCCCAACUCGUUCGAAGGAUAGAUCAAGCUCCCUGCGAGUUCACACCAAACUGAAGAUGGAACAUUGAAAUCUUCUUCUCCCUGUUACUUGGGGUGGAGGUUCCAAAGAAAGAUUGAUACAGAAAGCUACAUGUAACAAGUUUCUACACUUUUUUAUUUAAUCACAGAAAGCAAGCAAGAGAUAUGGAUCUUAGAAGAGAAUGUAAAAUAUAGUCUGCGUUAGUGGAAGAGAUAAACUACAAACAUAUGCAGGGUUCAGAGAAAAAAAGGUGUAGAAUCUCUGCAAUACUGAGAAACAGAUGGAAAUAAUUUUACUUUAAACAAAUAGUAGCAGCAGCUUUAUACCACAAGCAAUUCCAAGUUGAGUUUUUUAA
Molecule: messenger RNA, 2453 nt
Organism: Nelumbo nucifera (sacred lotus)
Lineage: Eukaryota; Viridiplantae; Streptophyta; Magnoliopsida; Proteales; Nelumbonaceae
Product: zinc finger CCCH domain-containing protein 18-like
Molecular function (GO): RNA binding; metal ion binding
Source: RefSeq, a predicted model, not a curated record